Dermacentor andersoni is the source of this 2377-nucleotide messenger RNA. Its product is annotated as cuticle protein 10.9-like. Gene Ontology annotation, molecular function: structural constituent of chitin-based larval cuticle. Gene Ontology annotation, cellular component: chitin-based extracellular matrix. The record is from RefSeq and is a predicted model, not a curated record. Lineage: Eukaryota; Metazoa; Arthropoda; Arachnida; Ixodida; Ixodidae.
CCAUUGUGCACCCGCGGUUGGAGAGAUCGAGCAAAAACACAGCAGUCGCUUCGCAGCAGCUUGAAAGCACCGCAAAAAUGCUCGCUAAGCUCGUUUUUCUGGCGGUCGUCGCCUGUGCCAUGUCCCAAGUGCUGGUCUACCCAGGCGGAGGCGGCUACGUUGAUCCCCCGCAGCCCUACCACUUCAGCUACGACAGCGUGAACCCGGUGGAGGGAGCCCACCACUACCACGAGGAAACCAGCGACGCCACCAACUCGCGUACGGGCUCGUACGGCUACACCGAUGCCAACGGCAUCACGCGCCGCGUCGACUACGUCGCUGACGCCGGAGGAUUCCGCGCCACCGUUACCACGAACGAGCCCGGAACCGCUGCCAGCGCCCCGGCUGACGUGCACUACAAUUCGCCCUACUCCCACUAAAACGGGUUCAGGCCACACACUUAGCAGUAAGCAUGUUGGUUAGCCACACACAGUCGAGGGGGCGUGUUGUCAUUUCGAACGCCUGCGGCCUUAUCCUGCCCUCUGCUUGAAACGACGGCAGAAGAACUUUACCGAAUUACCAUUCCACACAGAUCUCAAAAAGGUAGUGGCCUUUUUUUUUGCUUGGUUCAUGCGAAAAUGUGUGAACAGACAGAUAAAUUUAGUUAUUUGCAUUUCUUACCAGAUAAACGCAUUCUUCGCUUAGCGUCACCAUCUCUUUAAGCAUGCAGAAAAAUUCGUCGCUUUAGCUAAUAUUACGCACCACAAUUUAGGAGCGCUUGAACAGACAUCAUUAUUUGUAAGUGCUGGCAAAAUGUUUUACAAUGCACGCUACCAGGAUACUAGCGAAAGAAGAAAAUUUAGCGUAGUUUAUUCCUGCUAACAAUGCAUCUGAACCUGAAUUGACAAACCCUUUCGUUCGUAAGUGCUGUCCACCAUUGGCCGACCACCUUAGUGAAUUAUAUAUCCGACACCAUGAUUGGCUGCAGUUUAGUCUUACGAAAAAUUUCAACAUGAGAACUUCGUGUUCUUAAGUUGUUCUUAUGUUCAACAUAAGUUCCUACGAAACCGGAACGGAUGCGAAAUCAUUCAGUUGAUAGCAUCAUAGCACUGCUAAAAUAAUAACAUUAUUACGCUCAUAAAUUUUCCUGAGAUUUCUCAAAAAAUAUACGCGUUACAUGAGUCAGUAUUGCCAAUUACACGAAUGCUACUCUCUCACUCCACGUGGCCAGCUUUCGUCUUAAUAUCUUGUUUCAGUUCUGAAUCACGGGAACACUUAGCCAAUGCUUAAUACGCAGAUGCAAUUCUAGACACUAAAAUGUGCAAUAAAUUUCGCAGCUAACAGAGCUUAGCUAACCGCGGCUCAUAUGUAAAUUUUCUAAUUUUCUUGCAGCAUUUAUUAUGGGUAGUUAAUUUUUAUGCUUUUGAAAAUACUUGUCCGGUUCGUUAGCCACGAACGCAAGUGGCCCUUGCCCACCUGUAUUUUAUGAAGGUGGGAGGAACUGCUUGUGCUAGAUGGGCCGCGAGUGGCGAGAAGACACGCGCCAGAGGCCAUACAAGCUAUUAUGAAUAGAAAAUACGUAAAAAACAACAAAAAAGGACAAUAAGAGCGCAGUUUUUUUGUCUUUGUACUUUCGUGGAAUCGUCUAGUGUCGUCCUAUUAUGUGAAGCAUGUGAUGCGUCAGUGUAUUUAUUUGUCAUUUAUUCUCAUCUGCUUGGUACGUGUACGUGCUGGUUGGCGCUUGUGUGUUCCUAUUUACGUCCACAAAGCUUGCCUUUUCGUUAAAUAGAAAAGGGAUUCAGGUAGCACUGCUAGCGUUCUUCAUGUGUGUGCACUAUGGGUUCAUUUUGUAUGUGAUUUCCUAUUUACUGUAACUGAGCCUGUUCAAUACAAUUUUCACACCACCAGACCAACAGGCACAUUGGGCGGGCUUAUUCUCGUUCCGGUCUAUCGUCACACUUUGGGGCCUCUGUCUCUAUGUGGCUAAGUCGCUUUUGUGCCAAGGAUUGUCAGGGAUUCUUUCGCGUAGCCUUAUGUGUGCAUUGAUGUUGUUUGUGUGUCUAAAUUUACUUAUUCUAGAACGUAGUUCUCUUAUAGAGAAACAUUUCUAAACUUAAUGUCUAAUAUUGCUGAAAGUUGGAAGAUGUGUCCGCUGGGAGGGCGCAAAACGUGUUCACUAUUAAAUGUUAUUAUAGCUUGAGGAAACCUCUGGUGUUCAGAGCGCUUUCAAAACUGCCAGGUUGCCUGCUUCUUUACCGGAAAAAAAAACGACGCUUAGAGCGAUUAUUGGAGGGAAUGCUUUCAGUGUAUUUCACUGCUUUCUUUGUCCCGUGCCUUGUUCCAGUGUUCUUUGUUAUGUACAGAAAACAAUAAAAAGAAACAAAGCGCUGAAACCGUA